Molecule: messenger RNA, 4986 nt
Organism: Chenopodium quinoa (quinoa)
Lineage: Eukaryota; Viridiplantae; Streptophyta; Magnoliopsida; Caryophyllales; Amaranthaceae
Exons: 2
Coding region: 2524-4260 (578 amino acids)
Molecular function (GO): calmodulin binding
Source: RefSeq, a predicted model, not a curated record
AUUAAGGUUUCUCGAGAUGCAUGCUUUGGCCAAUUCCGAAAUAUUUCUGAUCUAGGGUUUAUGCUAAGGGCAUUUUGGUAAAUUCAUCCUUAUAUGAACUAGGCUCACAGAGUGGGCCGGACUAGAGGGAAAGAGACUUAGAGAGCAAAUGCAUCUAGAGAGAGUAGUAUUGUUUCAAAAAAAAAAAAAUCUAGAGAGAGUAGUAUAGAUUGACUACAAAGGACGGACAGAAAAAAGAGAAUACGUGAAUUCAUCGUUGACGGAGUAAACACCAUCUAUAACGUUGUUUUUUCCCCCGUCAAACCUUCAAUUAACGCCCCUAUUAUCAAAGUACAGAUAUACCCUCAAACUAUUGAGUGAAAAUCCAAUGCUACCCCUAUCAAGAUUAGAAACUUGAAUUUUCUGUUUGUUUAAACAGUUUAGCUGAACAUAUUUUAACAUCACAUUAAUUUUUUGUCACAGUUAAUUCGAAACGGAUGAAGAAUGUUUUGCAAUAUUUACAAGUUGAAAAUUAUUGUUUUUUUUUUUUUUUUUUUGAAAAAGUUGAAAAUUAUUGAUCAUAUUAGUAAGCAUGACAUUUUGCAAUUGCCAUUUGCCACAAACUUUUAUAGAAGCUUAGUCAUAAUCAGUUGGACCCACAGAAUCAUUGUUUAAGCCCCCCUAACCCCUCGAAAGUAUCACACUAGAUUGCACCCCCAAAAAGUAUAACAACAGAUUUUAGAUUGCACCCAAAAAAAAGGAAAAAAAAAAAAACCUCAAAUCUUUCACACUCAAAAGUCACAAACACUGUCAUUUCCACCUUCCCCCGUUCAAUACGGAGCAGUAUAUGCGCAAAUGCAGUAGCAACAAACAACCAGAUUCAAAUCUUAAAAAGAGUUCAAAAAACACGAGAACCCAUCAAAUCACAAUCUUAAUUAGUCGUAAUCUAAUAGGCUUUGGAUUCAAUCUCUAUUAGUCAUAAUUUAGUAGGUUUUGGAUUAUCGGGUAUAUAAGGUAUUAUCGGACGUCCUGUCGUGUCGUAUCGGUCCCUCAAAUUCUGUAUUCCUCCUCCAUAGUUGGAAUUGACCCAGCAACUGUACAAAAGGUUGCUUCCACGAUCUCUUUCCUCUGCUUAGAAUCCAUCGAAACUUGUACUUUUUACUCCAAAUAUACUACUUCUAUAUUUUUCAUACACAAAAAAAAGUAAGCCUUUAAGCCUUUUGAACGCAUUCUUCCUUUCUUUCUACUAAUUUUUACACCCACCGCUUCUUUGCCGACCCUCAAAUAAAAUUUAAGAUAUAAAAAAUAUAUAAAGGGUUUUCUAUAGAUUUCGAAGAAAAUCGUUUGUUGAGUUGAAGAAGGCUGAUUGUUUUUUCAUCAAAAAAGUGAACUGGUGAAGUGUUUUUUAUUACUACAAUAUAAAGGUGAGAUCUCCCUCUCUUUUUUUCUUUUUCUUUUUUUUUUUUUUUUUUUUUUUAAUGAUGAUUUUUUUUUUGUUGAAUAUAGUUGUAAUCAUUACUAUGUGUUGAGCAAUGAUUUUGAAAAUGAUAAUGAGAUUUGUUAGAGAAAUAUAUGAUUGAUGCACAAUUAUUGGGAAUGUUUGUUUGCUUCUUUAAGCUCAUUUUGAUUUAAAUAGUUUUGUUUCUUUUUUUAGUAUCAGCUAUGUGUUUUGAUGUUUAUUUUUUUAUACAGUAAUUUGGUUACAUGAAGUGAGGAGUUAUCAUUAACUCCAAAUUAACAUGGAAGUUAUAUUUUUUUACAGUAGAAAUGUAAAGCUUGAUUACACAUUGAAUCAUGAUGAGAUUUCUGAUUCAAUUCGCGUUGCAAUAUCGCUUAGCUGAAUCAGAAUGUGGAAGGAGUCUAAUUUUUUUUUUGUUUUUUUUUUUCCUUGGACGGUGUUAAGCCAAUAUUUUGAAUACAGGUUGUCUAGUUUGAGGUGGUAAACCCAUUGAUUGAUUCGGGAUUGGAUAUAUUGAAUACAGGUUGUCUAAGUUGAGGUGGUAAAACCAUUGUUAGAUUCGGGAUUAGAUACUUGAAUACAGGUUGUCUAGUUGAGGUGGUAAACCCAUUGUUUGAUUUGUGAUGGGAUAAUUGAAUAUAUGUUGUCUAGAGCAGUAAAGAAUGCAGUAAGCAUCAACCUUGAGAUCGUUUUCAGUUCUGUUAGAUUUGUUUUAUUUCCAUUCCUGAAGUUUAAUCAACAGGCAGGGGUGAUUAUAAUGCAAAGAUUAAACUGAAUAAUUAAUGAUCUUCACAUAUUUGGAUGUCAAUAAUUUUCUGUGAUUCUUACUCUAUUUUUUAGUGAUAUUUUUGCCUUUUCCUCUUCACUUCCUGAAUCUUGCUUUCAGUGAAAUUUCUUAUUCCUCUGUCUAUGUAGUCAAUGGAUCUUUAUUGUGAUAUUUUUUACCAGUUACGAGUAUGACUUGUGGUUUUUUUUUUUUUUUUUUUUUUUUUUUUUUUUUAAUUUUUUUUUUUUUAAUAAAUAUUUUGUUUACACUUUGUUUUUUCAGAUCAUAGACUGUGCAGUUGUCUUGCCCUUCCUUUACAAUGGCAGUGGAAAACGAUGAUGUUCCAGCUAGCAAUGAAGCAAACAAUAGCAAUGAAGAAAAAUCACUAGAUCACUUUGCUGGAAAGCCUCGCACCACUAAGAAAGUCCCUCAUUAUCUUAGAGCGUCUACUGGUUCCUGCCAUGAUGCCUGCAAGCAUGGGAUUACCCACAAUAAGCCAACGCGCCCUGAAAGGAGAAGAAUGUCAGCACCACUCCCGCAUGGAAAAAAGACCGUAAAGAUUGAAAUAUAUGUUGAUAAAAAGGUUCAAAAAGCAGUUCAGUCUAACGACCUUGUGCUUCCAUCAGCCAAAGAGUCUGCUCCUGCUAACAGUAAAUUGAUAAGAAAUAUACAGUCAUCUAGGAAAUCCCCUGUCCAUGAUUCGUCAAAAGUAGUUAAGCUAGAAGCGAGAUCAUCCACCAAAUCUUCUUCACCUGAUGCUCCAAAAGGGGUUAAGAAGGUAGUUCCUUCCCUUGGAAAAUCAUCUUUGCCCAAUACCUUGAAAAUCUCAAAGCAUGAAGUUGCUUCAACUGCUAAAAAACCAGGUUCAUCAAAUCGGAUACCUUUAAACCCUAGGGAAAGGAAUGUUUCUGAGGGUCCACCGAACAGUUGGGCUAAGAAGCCAUCAUCUUCAUCCACUACCAUGAAAAUCUCAAAGCCAGAAGUUGCCUCAGCUGCAAAAAAGAGUGUUUCAUUGAAGCAGACUUCUAUAAAUUUUGAGGGAAGGAAUGGUUCUAUUGGUCCUCUGAAUCCAAACAGUAGGGGUGAGACGCCAUCAUCUUCCCUAGGCUCCUUAAGAUUGAGGAGCAAGCAGACUAGUGAGACUAAGGUUGGUGAUAAUCUAAGAACCUCUAGAGUUGCUGUUGUGAAGACUGUGGCUCUUUCAGCUGCCUCAUUGUCUCUAAGGACUUCGAAAGUGGAGGUGAAAAAACUCUUGCAUCCAUCAACAGCUGGCAGAGGCCCUAAAGAACAGAAUCGGAGAAGUCAAGCUUUUGUCAAGAAUCAGAUGUUAGCUGACGUAGCUGAACCCAAGGAGCUUGCGGAUGAGAAGGUUGAGGAGAAAACAGUGCAUAUGAUUGAGACUGAGGAUCAUCCUUCAACUGCUUCCGAUACAGGCCUCUUGAUUCAACCUCCUUCACCUUUGUCACCAGAGUCGCUCAAUUCAUCCUCCCAAGGAAAUUCUCUCUCUUUCACUUCUCGCGAGGUUGAUGACCAGUGUGAGUUGGAUUCAGAGUAUACUGAUAGUGAGGCUGAGGGCUCAGUCUCUAACUACAAUAGCUCUGGUGAUUCAAAAGCAGCUGAUAGCUUAAAAGAAGGAAAGGAACUGAUUCAUGAUUCUGAGGGUCGGGACCCUGCAUCUCUAAAGCUGAAGUUUCGGAAGGGAAAGGUGGUUGAACAUCAAUCUGAAACCAACAUUCCAAGAAGGCUACGCUUCGGGCAAGGAAGGACCUUGGGCGAUAACCAAGACACUAAUAGUGGGGCCCAGAGGAAUAGCUACAAGAAAAGGGCUGCUGACUAUAACAAAAAGGAGGCAGAAACUGGUGUGGCAAAGGUUGUUUUGAAGCACCAAGAAAUGGAGACCAAGAAAGAUGAGCAAGUUUCAUAUAAUAAUGUGAUUGAAGAAACUGCUAGUAAGCUUGUUGAGAAGAGGAAGAGUAAAGUAAAGGCUUUGGUGGGCGCUUUUGAAACGGUCAUAUCUCUCCAGGAACGCAAACCAUCUGCUGCUGCUGAUAGAUGACACUUGACAACUCGACCAUGUCUAAUUAAAUUUGCGUUACUGAGAGACUGAUUGAUGCGAGUAACUAACAACGCUUUCAAUGGGAAAGCUUGCAGGUUGCAGCCUCUAUAAACUUUGAUAGGUUGAAAAUGUAAUUCUGACUUUUUGUUUUAGUCCCUUAUGGACUCAGUUUGGAAGAGCCGGUGACUUUUAGGAAUGAAAAUUGUAAAUGAACUGAUUUCUUAAAUAAAUAAAUAAUAUGAUAUGGUUGGUGACGAGACUGACGAGUGACGACUAUGUAAUUGCUACUGUUCUGAUAUUCUUCCUGUUGCUAGACAAUUGUGUGGGAUGUGUGAUUCGAGAUGUUGAUGCAUUGCUAAUGCUAAUUAGGUGGUUCAAUGUUGUUGUAGGGGGAUUUGUGGGGCUCGUUGGUAUGAGAGAAGGAAGAGCCGGUAGUGUGUUGUGAUGCAUGGGAUGAUGUGGGCUGGAAUUUUGGCUGGAAGCAAGUUGUAUUGGUACAGGAAAGGCUGCCGUGUUAAUGAGAGUGCAGCUAGGAGAUGCAGUACUGCAGUAGCUUAGUGUUGUUGGUGGUUGGUGCUUGUUGUGAAAGAGAUGGCAGCAAGGCAAGGGUCGAAAGCCACAAGCAACAAAUCGAAGCUUUUUUCGUAGACUAUAUUGACUUCCUUGACCAAACUAGACUUUGAGUCACUGUGCUUGGACCUUGAUAUCAUAUAUAUAUAUUUUUUU